UUAGCCUAUAACAGUACAAAAUUAGUAACGACGAAGCAUUCGCCGCACUACGCGAACUAUAGAUAUAAGCUAACUACUUAUUAGAAUCUAAAGGACAUUAAAAGUAUCGUAGUAGGAGCAGAUAAUAAAGCGAAGCUUAUGCGAGAAUUGCACGAAGAAUUAAGUAUACGAAUCUACCCUAUCUUUUAUAAAAAACUCCUAGAACUAGCACCUCUAGAUACUAAGCUAGUAAUAGAUAUAGAGCUCAAAGACGACGAGUACAAGAUCGAGGAAAUCAAGAACCUACGGAAAAUUAGUAGUUAGUAGAAGUACUUAGUUAAGUAGCAAGAAUAGCCUAAAAACCACAAUACUUAGGAACCUAAAGGAAACCUAACGAACUAUAAGUCACUAGUACGUAAAUACUACUAGAAGUACCUAGAGAAGCGAGGGGAAGCCCCUCGAAGAGAAAGGAAUAAUUAAAAGAAGAAUUAAAGAAGUCAGCCUAUAACU
This is a messenger RNA of Bipolaris sorokiniana ND90Pr, 489 nucleotides long. RefSeq lists its product as uncharacterized. Bases 139 to 303 code for a protein of 54 amino acids. The transcript is spliced from 2 exons. NCBI's taxonomy places the organism in Eukaryota, Fungi, Ascomycota, Dothideomycetes, Pleosporales, Pleosporaceae. The record is from RefSeq and is a predicted model, not a curated record.